Erigeron canadensis is the source of this 2550-nucleotide messenger RNA. Its product is annotated as ATPase family AAA domain-containing protein 3-like. The record is from RefSeq and is a predicted model, not a curated record. The transcript is spliced from 8 exons. Gene Ontology annotation, molecular function: ATP hydrolysis activity; ATP binding; zinc ion binding. Lineage: Eukaryota; Viridiplantae; Streptophyta; Magnoliopsida; Asterales; Asteraceae. The coding region runs from base 206 to 2050 and encodes 614 amino acids. Gene Ontology annotation, cellular component: mitochondrion. Gene Ontology annotation, biological process: mitochondrion organization.
AAUCUAGCCAAUUCCGAAACCCUACAUAAACCCUGAAGCUUUUUCUUUCUUCUACAACUUUCCCCCAAAAAUAUGACCUUUCUUCUCCUUCAAGCUCCAAUCUUUAAUCAAUAAAAUUCAAACCCCAUUACACCUAUACAUACACAUAUACACAUAUAUAUCUCUUGUACCCUAAUUAUACUAUCCUUAUCACUUACACCCAACAAUGGCAAACACUUCAAGUUCACGACUUUUUAACUUCAAUCCAUUCUCUUCUGCACCUUCACCUUCCCCAUCACCGUCUCCGGCGCCGGCCGACGAUGCUCCGCCGCAGAAUGACACACCGGCGGCGCCACGUGUCCGUAAUGAUAACCCAAGAACCACUUCGGCUGGAUUUGAUCCUGAAGCAUUGGAAAGAGGUGCUAAAGCUGUUAAAGAAAUUGCCAACUCUAAAGAACCCAAAAAGAUAUUUGAGUUGAUGAAGAAACAGGAAGAGACUAGGCAGGCGGAAUUAGCAUCGAAAGGCGCCGAGUUUAAAGCAAUGCAAGCUCAAGCUGAAACUGAGAGGCAAAAAGUGAUUUAUGAAGAACAGAAAAAGCUUGCGCAGCAACAAGCACAAAUAAAAUCACAAAUGGCUCGUUAUGAGGAUGAACUAGCAAGAAAGAGAAUGCAGACAGAAAAUGAGCAUCACAGAACAAGAAAUCAAGAACUUGUAAAGAUGCAAGAAGAAUCCUCAAUUAGACAAGAACAACACAGACGAGCAACAGAAGAGCAAAUUCAAGCGCAGCGCAGACAAACAGAAAGGGAGAAAGCUGAGAUUGAGAGAGAAACAAUUAGGGUUAAGGCUAUUGCUGAAGCAGAAGGAAGAGCCCAUGAAGCUAAGUUGGCUGAAGACGUCAAUAAGCGGAUGUUGGUAGAACGUGCAAAUGCAGAGAGAGAAAAAUGGGUUUCUGCAAUCAACACUACUUUUGAACACAUUGGAGGUGGACUGCGUGCAAUAUUAACUGAUCAAAACAAGAUGGUUGUAGCUGUCGGUGGCGUUACUGCUCUUGCUGCAGGGGUUUACACAACUAGAGAAGGCGCUAGGGUGGUUUGGAGCUAUGUAGACAGAAUAUUGGGACAACCAUCACUAAUCAGGGAAUCUUCUAGAGGAAAAUAUCCAUGGUCAGGCUUUUUUUCUCGUGGAUUAAGCACCCUAUCAAGUGGUGGUAAAAAGGGGUUAAAUUCUCAAAAUGGAAAUGGAUUUGGUGAUGUCAUUCUUAAUCCAAAUCUUCAGAAGAGAAUUACACAGUUGGCUAGUGCAACUGCCAAUACAAAAGCUCAUCAGGCACCAUUCAGAAAUAUGCUUUUCUAUGGCCCUCCAGGAACUGGGAAAACAAUGGCAGCUAGAGAACUUGCACGGAAAUCAGGACUUGAUUACGCAUUGAUGACCGGUGGUGAUGUCGCACCUCUGGGUUCACAGGCUGUUACAAAAAUACAUCAACUAUUUGAUUGGUCCAAGAAAUCCAAGAGGGGCUUAUUACUCUUCAUUGACGAAGCAGAUGCAUUUUUGUGCGAGCGAAACAAAACUUAUAUGAGUGAAGCUCAAAGGAGUGCCCUAAAUGCCCUCCUGUUUCGCACUGGUGACCAAUCAAAAGACAUAGUCCUAGCUCUAGCUACCAAUCGUCCCGGUGAUCUUGACUCGGCUGUUGCUGACCGUAUUGAUGAAGUUCUUGAAUUCCCUUUACCUGGAGAAGAAGAAAGAUUCAAACUUUUGAAACUAUACUUGGACAAAUAUAUUGCUAAAGCUGGUGCAAGAAAAUCCGGGUUAUUUUCGAACUUUUUCCAGAAACAACAACAGCAGAUAGAAAUAAAGGGUUUGACUGAUGAUAUACUCAAGGAUGCUGCUACAAAAACAGAUGGAUUUUCAGGAAGAGAAGUUGCAAAACUGAUGGCAAGUGUACAAGCGGCUGUUUAUGGAAGUGAAAACUGUGUACUGGAUCCAACUUUGUUCCGGGAAGUGAUUGAUUAUAAAGUUGCAGAGCAUCAACAGAGGAGAAAGCUGGCUGGUACUGAGGAUGGUGGUAAUUAGUUAUUAUUUGUUACUUAGGGUGGCGUUUUGGGGCACGCAGGUGAGGUAUCUGCUUUUGUGUCAUCUGGUGGUCUACCCAUUUUCUGUCAAAUUGGGAUGAAAUGGUAACCUGUUAACAUUCAUUUCCUUGGAAGAAAUUUCUGCAUCUGAUAAAGAGUUCUAUUUAUAUACAAACAGUAAGUGUUAUUAUUCGGCUAGCAGUCUUUGUAUCUCUUGAAGGAUGGAUUUUAUACUGAAGAAGUUUAGCUUGAAUCUUUGGUUUGUAGGCAGGAUUCAUUGCAAUAAGACCGGCAGUUUCUUUUUUCAUCUGCUUUCUUAGCCAUGGCUUGUUUGCUUCUAUAAUGGCCAGCGGUUCCAUGAUAAUCAAAUUAACUGAUAAAUACUUCGAUCUUUGUUGCAUUUUCCCCCCUUUUUUGAUGUAUGAGAUAAUAGUGAAUGAUGUAACCCAUUAAAAAGUUACCUUGAUUAUCAAAGGAAUAUAAUAUAAACUUGCCUUCCAA